Molecule: messenger RNA, 2330 nt
Organism: Daphnia magna
Lineage: Eukaryota; Metazoa; Arthropoda; Branchiopoda; Diplostraca; Daphniidae
Product: extensin-2
Exons: 2
Coding region: 169-2178 (669 amino acids)
Source: RefSeq, a predicted model, not a curated record
CAUUUAACAACGUGGCAAGUGUGCAGAGGUAUAAAAUGAGAGGGAAGACUCGGUUGAAAUCAGUCGAGUGUUCAUCUCUCACUCGUGCUGCAACGCUUAUUUCCAUCUCGAGUAUCUUUAUCGGGAUCAACGUUUGUAUUACACAGUCGACAAGAUAAUUCAGGAGCCAUGCUGCUGUUGGCUGUUUUGAUGAUGGUUGCUGGACCGAUUUCGGCAGGUCCGGUGAUCCCUGCGAUGUACGGUGGGGCUUCUUACCAGACAACUACGGCCAAGGGGUACUACACUACCAAAGCCCCUGAAUAUUACACCACGGCCUCAUACUACACCACCAAGGCUCCUGAGUACUACACCACAGCGUCCUAUUACACUACAAAGGGUCCGGAAUACUACACCACGGCUUCGUACUACACCACCAAGGCCGCUGAAUAUUAUGGUUCUACGAAGAAGGAAGAAUACUACCCUACCAAGGGUUCGGAAUACUAUACCACGGCCUCCUACUACACCACGAAGACCGCUGAAUAUUAUGGUACCACCAAAGCCCCUGAAUACUACACCACGGCUUCUUACUACACCACCAAAGCCCCUGAAUAUUACACAACGGCUUCUUACUACACCACCAAGGCUCCUGAAUACUACACCACAUCUUCCUAUUACACUACAAAGGGUUCGGAAUACUACACCACGGCUUCGUACUACACCACCAAGGCCGCUGAAUAUUAUGGUCCUACGAAGAAGGAAGAAUACUACACCACCAAGGCUCCUGAAUACUACACCACGGCUUCUUACUACACCACCAAAGCCCCGGAAUAUUAUACUACAGCUUCCUACUACACUACCAAGGCUCCAGAAUACUACACAACGGCUUCCUACUACACCACCAAAGCUCCUGAAUAUUACACCACGGCUUCCUACUACACCACAAAGGCUCCGGAAUACUACGGAACUAAGGCACCGGAGUAUUAUACCACAAAGAAGGAAGAAUACUACACUACACCGGCGUCUUACUACACCACUACUUAUGCUGCACCUUCCUACUACACCACUAAGGCUGCAGAGUACUACAAUGCACCGGUCACGUACUACACAACAACAUCCGCAGCUCCUUAUUACACUGAGGCUCCCAAGUCCUACACCACGAAGGCGCCUGAAUACUAUUCAGCUCCAAUCUACACAACUACAGCUGCCUACUACACCACAGAAACCACUAAAUAUAACGUUGCCCCCACCUACUACACAGCUGUUCCUUCUUACUACGCUGAAACUUACUACACCGAAGCUCCGAGUUCUUAUUCAGCCUUGGGUCAUUAUGAGGCUGAAGUACCAGCCUACUACACUUCCUACCCCGAGCAUGUUUACUAUGCUGCAACUCCAGAACAUCACGACACUCCUAGCUACUACACCACUCCAUACUCAGUUCCCAUCUACUACACUGAAGCUUCUGAAUACACCACCAAGGCCGCCGGGUACUACACUGAAGCUCCCAAAUAUUCAGCCACAAGCUACUCCACAGCUUCAACUUACUACACCACCGAAGCGGCCAAGUAUUACGUUGCCCCAACUUACUACACCCCGCCUGCUCAGUCUUAUGCUGAGCCAACUUACUACACCGAGGCUCCGAAAUACACUCCAAGCUACAGUGAAGUGCCAGCACACUACCCCAACUACCCCCAGGAAACCUACACCACAGCUCCAAUGUAUUCGAAUUUCCAGGGACUUUACGCCGGUGCUGUUCCUUCUCACUUUGGUGAUUCGCGCUACUACUCUUCGUAUGCCAUGCCGAAAUACUUUGCUGAAGCUCCUGGUUACUACUCCCCUUCAACCUACUACGAUGCUGGAUAUCCUGCUCACUACUCCACGGCGUUUGGACACCGAGAUCGUUAUAACAAGCACAUGAACAUCAGGGCUCGUGGAUUUUAUUCAUCUCCUGAGCGCUACGCAACUGCAGCUCCUUCGUACUACACCGAGGCCCCGACGUACUACACCACCAAGGCAGUUGAGUACUACACCGAAGCCCCGAAAUACACCACUAAAGCCGCGGAGUACUACACCACUACCAAGGCAGCUGAAUACUACACCGAGGGUCCGAAAUACUACACCACUAAGGCGACAGAAUACUACACCACCAAGGCAGCCGAGUACAAAACAGAAGCUCCAAAAUAUUCGCAAACUCGUUAUUAAUGUGCAUUAUAUAAUCAAGCAUUUAAUUUCUAAAUUCAAGUUCGAUUGGUUUGUCAGAGUCGUUAAAGUUGUUCCUAAAUGUUUGUCAUCAUUUAAGAGAUGUCAUUCCCGAAUGAGAUGAGCAUUAAAUAUAUUUCUGCCUGUUAACCCAA